Messenger RNA from Pundamilia nyererei, 3796 nucleotides. It is a transcript of the gene tsc1a, whose product is annotated as TSC complex subunit 1a. Bases 92 to 3139 code for a protein of 1015 amino acids. The record is from RefSeq and is a predicted model, not a curated record. Gene Ontology annotation, biological process: negative regulation of TOR signaling; regulation of cell cycle; negative regulation of cell population proliferation. Gene Ontology annotation, cellular component: TSC1-TSC2 complex. Lineage: Eukaryota; Metazoa; Chordata; Actinopteri; Cichliformes; Cichlidae. The transcript has 22 exons.
GCUGAGGCUCGUGUCACCGCGGUGGGCGGGUCCUGCUGUAGCUGAAGAUGGCUGCUCCGUGCUGGGAUCAGCAGGUCUGAAGGUGUCCGCGAUGUCCAGGGAGCAGGCGAGCAUCAGCGAGCUCCUGCUCUCACUGGACAGUUCAGAGCUGCAGGAGGCGGAGCGAGUGAGAGCUGCAGUCAACCAGCAGCUGAGUACAGACAAAGGGGGCGCUGUCCUCUCCUCCGUGGUGGAGUACUACCUGGACUCGUCAUCUUCUCAGGCCCUGCUCCUCCUCUCCUCCAUCAGGGAGCCGCAUCACAAAGUGCUGCUGGAGAAGCUCAACGAGUCUGUGAGUCGAUCCGGGACCAGGCUGGGCGCCCUCACCCUGCUGGGUCACCUGAUCAGGAAACAGCCGCCAUGGGUUCAUCACAUCAGCCGCUCGCCGCUGCUGCUGUCACUGCUGCGCUGCCUCAAGACGGACAGCGAUGUGGUCGUCCUUAUCACGGGAGUCCUGGUCCUGGUCACUCUGUUACCCAUGAUUCCUCAGGCCGGGAAGCAGCACAUCAAUGACUUCUUUGACGUGUUUGGGCGCCUUGCAUCCCGCAGCUGCAAAAACCCAGGUCAUGAGCCUGUGGCCCACCUGGUGCACCUCCAUGCAGGUACGUACUCUCUGUUCCACCGCCUGUAUGGGAUGUUCCCCUGUAGCUUCAUCUCCUACCUGCGGCUGCACUACAGCAUGAAGGAGAACCUGGACACCUUCCAGGAGGUGGUGAAGCCGAUGUUGGAACACGUCCGGGUUCACCCAGAGCUCGUUACAGGCACUCAGGACUACGAACUGGACCCGUCCAGGUGGAGGUGUUACGAAGUCCAUGACAUUGUGAUCGAGUGCUCCAGAGUGUCCCUGGAUCCUCUGGAGUCUUCGUGCGAGGAGGACAUUUGCUCCUCCUCCUGCUCUUUGAUCACACCUCUCCCCCUGACUCCCCUCCCUCAUCUGGACCUCACCUGCAGUCCUCCGGUCACAGACGCUGUCAGCAGCUCAGGAAGUUCAGUCUGUCCUUUGGGAUCCAGAUGUGUGCCUCAGCUGAACCCGAACACCUGCACGCAGCCUGACGACGUCACAUGGAGCCCCGCCUUACACUGUGGUUUGUCCACACCCCCUUCUGAACGCACUGCUUUAGGCUCCACCCACCCACUGAGCAGGAGCACCUCCAUGUUAGGUGAGAAAUUGCCUUCAUCAGCCUCCAUUCUUGAGGCUCCUCCCACUAAGGAGCCCGACCGCAGCCAGGUGAGGAUGGUCAAAGAUGGGGAGGGGUUAACCUGUCAGCCAAUCACUGAGGGGGAGGAGCAAGGCCUGAGUGACCUCGUUAACAACAACAGACAAGAUGUUAAUGAGUCCCAGCAGCCUUCGCCCCGCCUCAUCACCUCCACCCCCACUCAGGCUUCAGGGGUCCCCCUGCCUCCCUGCUUCACCACUCCUCACCCCAGAUUUGAAGAGCCAGGCUCCGCCCUCUCGGACUACAGCCCCAGCUCUCCGUAUGACCCGCUGUUUGAGCUCGCUCUGCCGCGGGCGGCCAUGCUGUUCGUUGGGAAGAAGACCCAGGAGGUGCUGGAGAAGAAGGGGGGAGGACCACAGAGGGAGAACAGAGAGGAGGAGGUGACCUCUGUCUCCCCUCUGAAGGUUCUGGACCAGCUGAUCGCCCGUGGAAACAACGCCCACGAUUGCCUCAGCAGGAGGUUAUCAGCUGGGAGUAAGUCGGUGGACCGGAGUCACUCUGGAGGUAAACAGCAGAGCAUGAAAAGCAAAGGCUCCACCCAGGAGGAGGAGCUUCAGUCUCUGACCAAUCAGCUGCUGCUCGUCCAUACUCAGCUCCAGUACGAGCGCUUCAAGCGGCAACAGCACGCCAUCCGAAACCGCCGGCUGCUGCGGAGGGUCAUCAACACGACAACGCUGGAGGAGCAGAGCGCUGCCAUGAAGUCUCAGCUCGGCGUUCAAGACGAGGAGAUCCGGAGUCUGAGGGCGAGUCUGGACGAGGAGCAGCGCCGAUACUUGGCGCUGCAGCACGACACACACACACGCAGCGGGCAGCUGCACACACACAUUGCACAUCUGCUGCAGCUGCAACGAGACGAGCAGAGAGAGAGCCAGAGACUGCAGGGUGAGCUGCAGGAGUGCCAGAGCAGACUGCAGGAUCUGGAGGCGGAGCUUCAGAAAGCCAAUUACAAAGCGUAUAAUGCUGAGCACCAGCUGACCCAGCUGUCAGUGAAGCUGUGCAGCAGUGAGCGGCUGCAUCAACAGAUGUUCCUGCUGAACCAGCAGCUGGUCCUGCUCGGAGAGACCAACAAAGCUCUGCAGCAACAGCUGGAGGGCGGAGAGACACAGCGCUGCACCGAGGCGUCCAUGCUGCAGUGCAGUGUGGGUAAGGAGUUCCUGAGGCUGAAGGACAACGAUGUCCAGCAGAGACAGAAGCUGGAAGCAGCCAAUCACAGGAUCACGGAGCUGGAGAGCCAGCAGGCCAGGAAAGACCAGCUGAUCCUGAGCCAGAAAAAACUGCUGGAGGACACCAAGAACCAGAACAGGGCAGAGCUGUCGGCGUCGGAGAGCCGCUGUGCCGCUCUGAGGAGAGUUACUCAGGCGCUGCAGACCGAGAUGCUUCAGCUGUACGGUCAGAUCGUGGGAGGCGGGGCUCACCCAAACGGCGAGCUGCAGGACAUCAGCAGAUCCGACAGCGGAGCCUUACCUGAUGCUCAGGGAAGCCAAAAGUCCCUCCUCCCGUUUUCUUCUGCUGUUGGGAUCAUGAACGGAGCAGUGGAGGUCCUUUCCACCUCCCCCGUGUCCCUCUCACUCUCCCCCAUCGACUCCCCGCUGGCUGUCGGCUCCUUCCUGGAGCAACGAGCCCGACAGCUGUUCAGACCCACAGAUCAGAACCAGGAGGAGGAGGUGGAGGUCGGGGAGGAGGAGGUGAAUGUCCAACCAGCAAGCCCUCCACUCGGUCAGGAGGUGGAGGAGGCAUCACUCCCUGUAGGAAGUCCUCAGACUGAGCCGCUGAGCCAAGCCGCAGACCCCAUCGUGGCCCCCGUAGACCUGACACUCGCCGUCCAACAGAGGAGACACGAACUGAGCAUCAUGGACUACGACGAGACACUGCCCGACAUCUGAGGGAGGAGGAGGUGGGGUUCCUAGGGGCUCCGCCCUCACUCUGGAAAAGAGCAAUAAAGAUGAUAAUGAUAAGGCAAUAAGCAGGCUGAUCCAAGAUCAGCAAACUUUCAGUAACGAUUGUUAUUUAUUAGGGGAAUUAAAUCUACAGCUAGCCUGGCUAGUAUCCACAAACAAAAAUGCCCUCUAAUAAGUGGCAUCCAAUCAAAAGGACAGUCGCUCCUAUCCAGUGCUGAUGGGAGUGGUCUGUUGGGCGGUCUGCUAGUACCGCCAUAGUCUCAGCCAUAGUAUUGAUCCAUAGUUAUGAUAAAAGGAGUCUAGUUCAGGGACUCCAGUUAGCUGAGGUGAAGCCUCGCAGAUAGCUAGCAGCUACAGCCGCCUGCAUCAGCCAAUCAAAUUCCAGGAUUUGAUCACAAGAAAGUGACGCGGCUGAAACUGUAACGCUGAAGCUUCAGAGUCGAUGAUGUGCCUUUGUCCGUCUUUUUUCUACAGUCUGUGUUUCAGCUGAUUUUCCUGUUUAAGCCAAAAAGUGCUUCAUGCCAAAUUAAACGCUGCGACUGAUGAUUGUUUUCUUUAUGGAUUUGUCAGCUGAUCAGUAACUGCAGACAAACCAAAGAUGUGCUCCUGAAACACUGUGACAGAAAUAAAGAUGUAAACGAC